AAUCAGCUCCAACUUGGCUCCGUCUCCGCCUGUCGAAGAACCUCCACAGAAUGCCAACUUCACUCUUGAAGUUCGUAUCACGGAUUUUGAGAAGAAGGGCGAUGGAAUGAAUGCCUACAUUGUUUACAAGCUCAUAACAAAGGCGACGUCAGAUCCAGCAACAUCACGAGAAGUAGCAAUCCGUCGAGCAAGGCAACUAGAGCGUUUCGUUAAACGUGUUAUUCAACACCCAAGACUUCGCGUGGAUUGUGAUGUUCGUGAUUUCUUGACCAUGGAGGCUGAAUUACCACGUGCAAGUCAAACGUCUACGUUGUCUGGCGCAGGUGUGAAGCGAAUAUUCAAGAGCGUUGGAGA
Cooperia oncophora is the source of this 354-nucleotide messenger RNA. The record is from the annotation of a GenBank genome assembly. Lineage: Eukaryota; Metazoa; Nematoda; Chromadorea; Rhabditida; Trichostrongylidae.